Acanthoscelides obtectus is the source of this 1785-nucleotide messenger RNA. NCBI's taxonomy places the organism in Eukaryota, Metazoa, Arthropoda, Insecta, Coleoptera, Chrysomelidae. The record is from the annotation of a GenBank genome assembly.
AUGCCUAAGAAAUCGAGGGCUCAGAAAAACAAACCUACCGAGGUGCUGGAUGAUUUUUCAGUGAAUAUGGAUUCCGAACUAAAUGGUGUUUUAUCACAGCUAGCGGCUGGCAUGAUAGGAUUACAAAAAUCGUCUGAGGGCUUAUCUAUGAUUGUGAAAGGGGAGUCAGAUAAAAAAGAUGUAUGUAGCGAGAGUAAGGCGCCAGAUCACAACUUUAUGUAUAUAUGGAAGGAAUUGGGAGGUAAUGACGUUGUUUUUAGCCCGGAGGGUAGGAAACACCCACAGGCUUAUAUAAAAAAGUUAAAGGAAUUGUUUUUGGAUGCUGGCGUUCCGGAUAGCCACAAGAUCGGACUUGCUGUUUCUUGUUUGCGAGAGAUUCAAGGCGGCAUCGUAAACAUGGGUUUAAAAACAGUAGAUGAGAUAGAUGCAUAUCUCAGAGAAGUCGAUGAGGUUCAGAAUGAAGCGACUUUGGGGCGAUACAGCAAUGCUCGUGAUAAUCGCGAUAGCGGUGUUGAAGACGACGCGGGAAACGUUGUUAGGAAUAUUGUGGCCAUCAAUGCUCCAUUUUGCGAUGAUGCCAGCUCUCUAUUAAGUAGUGAUUCAGAGUCAGAAAAAGAUGUAGAGGAGCAGAAGUACAGAUCUCUAGUUUUGCGGGCUAGAGUAGGUACGAUCGAAGCGGACAUAGUUGUCGAUAGCGGUAGUGAGGUUUCCGCGGUGUCCGACAAAUUUUUAGAGAAAAUAAAGCCGCAGGUAAAGGUUCCGAUGUUGCCUGUGUCAACUUUAGCGAUUUCUCCAGCUUUUGGUGCCAAGAAACAGCUCAUCAAAUUACAGAUUCUGUUAUCGAUUCGGCUGUUGGCGGACUGUAAUAUUGAUUUAGAUGUCAAGUGUUUGCUGAGUACGGGGGGUGACUUAAAUGUACACCUAUGUGGUAGGUUAGACAAUGUCGUGGAAGUAGAUAAAAAUGAGAAGUUAACGUUUCAUAGAUACUCUGAAGCAGAAAUUAAAGUGGCAGCCGGCAAGGCUGAAGCGGAUGAAACUUCGCAGAAGAAGCUAGAAAACCUAAUUUUUAAAUAUGGGAAAGUGUUUCCUGAGCAUCCAGGAUGCAUCGAAUCUUAUGUUCAUAAAGUGGAAAUGGAAGACGAUUCUCCAUUUAAUGCACCUACGUACCCGAUACCGUUCAUUCAUCGUAAUGAAGUUGAUAGACAAGUAAGAGAGAUGGAGAGAUGGGGGGUGAUCAAAAAACAAAAAACGAGCUACAUAUCCCCAUUAGUGGUAGUUAAGAAGCGAGAUGGGUCACCGAGAAUUUGCAUAGAUGCCAGACUUCUCAAUUCUAGGAUAAGAAAGGACUUCAUCCCUCCACCAAAUCCCGCAGAGUUACUUCUGAAUUUUAGGAAGGGCGUUGUACUUAGCACAAUCGACCUCACGGCCUCCUAUUGGCAGAUAAGAAUACAUGAGAAGGACAGAAAGUAUGUCGGUUUUAUUCACGGAGGCGAGACCUACGUGUUCCAAAGGCUUCCUUUUGGGUUGUCCACAUCAAUGGAUUCCCUUAUACGAUGUUUGAGUCAGGUUCUGGGACCAACCUGUCGCUCUUUCACAGUGAUAUAUGUUGAUGAUCUGCUGGUGUUCUCGGAUGGAAUCGAGGAACACCUAGAGCAUUUGAAGAUUUUGUUCGAAAACUUGUUAGCAGAGGGUAUUACCUUAAAGCUAAGGAAAAGCCAGUUUAUACGGAAAGACGUAAUCUUUUUAGGUCACGUCAUCUCUAGCGAGUGUCAGUAUAGACCCUAA